Molecule: messenger RNA, 2249 nt
Organism: Sipha flava (yellow sugarcane aphid)
Lineage: Eukaryota; Metazoa; Arthropoda; Insecta; Hemiptera; Aphididae
Gene: sowah
Product: ankyrin repeat domain-containing protein SOWAHB
Exons: 16
Coding region: 159-1676 (505 amino acids)
Molecular function (GO): protein binding
Source: RefSeq, a predicted model, not a curated record
UUGUUGUUUUGAAUAUUUAUAGUUCGAUAUUGAAUACGUAUAACAUUUUAUUUUGAAGUUAUUUUUUUCUCCGUGUGUCAAGAACGUGCCUUUUUUUUGUCUUGAUUUUUAACCCCGAUUUUCGAUCGGAAUACAGUUUGUCAAGUGAUAUUGUGAGCAUGGCCGUUCCGAACGACUUGAGUUUGGAAUCUGUUCGUGAUUUCAUGAUUAUGAACGGUGGUAAAGUUACUAAUCAUGACCUAGUGACUCAUUUUAAAUAUUUUCUUACGAAUCCACAAAAUCGAGCUGAAGCUAGACAUCAGUUUAAAGAGAUUGUCAACACUGUCGCUACAGUUAUCCGCGGAGAAGAUGGAGAAAAAUAUUUAAUGCUUAAACGUCGUUUUCGAGUGGCUGGUUGUGUCGGUUUGUCGUUAGAACCAUCUAUGAGUUCAGCUUCUUCACUUACGUCUCUAACCUCAUAUCCCGGUUUAUCUGCUGUCCAUCAUUCAUUAUCACAAGACUCUCUUAUUGAUCCACCUAGAUUUCAACAAAGAUCACCAAUGGUUUCACCAUCAGCUAGACAACCACCACCUUAUAGACCACCACCUUCUCCAAUUGUAUCACCUAACGAUUGUUCACCGACUAAAGAGGCUGCACCUCCUGUGCCUCCUAGACGUAGAAGUUCUGAGAAAAUAAGAUUGAUUGAAUCAAAUGAAAAUGUCAUAAUUAACUUUAAGGACAACUAUAAAGAAAAUGAUCAACCUCAACAGCCUCAGAUAAGUGUGAAAGAUCGUACACAAAAGUUCAACCGGAUAGCAUCUGAAAAUGCUUUACAGUUAGCUAGUCAACAGCCGUCACCAAAUAAAAAAAAAAUUGAUAAGAACGAUAAAGACGAAGACACCAUUUCUAUGACUUCGUUAGAUCCCAAGACCAAAGAAUGGGUAAUCAAGUCGGCUCAGUGUGACUAUCAAGCUUUGGCGAAAAUGGCUUCUGAAAAUCCUCGAAUUGCGAAAUUCAAGGAUCCUAUAACUAGCUAUACUGCGUUGCACUGGGCCUCGAAACACGGUAACAUGGACCUGGUGAAAAUGCUGGCCGGCACGUACGGCGCAAAUGUCAACGCCAAAACGAAUGGAGGUUACACGCCGUGCCACAUAGCCAUGCAGUUCGGACAUGAGGAGAUCUACAAGAUACUGGUUGAGUCUUACGGAGCCGACCCGAACGUGCGGGACUGGAGCGGACGGAAACCCAGGCAGUACCAGACGAACCAGGACGUGACGAGCCUAUCGGCGGACACGUAUCGCAAACUAAACGCCCGAAAACACAAGCACACGGAAAAGGAUCUAGGAUUCCUCAGGAUCGGGUCCCUGAACGUACGCGUUAAACGCACCACGGAGGCGUUCAGCAACUUCCUGGGCGUCGGACAUAACGCAGAGAAGAUUCAUAAGACCUGGGGCUCGGCCGACAACUUACAACAGAAUGACAUCAAAAGGAUGCCCCCUCCGAAGAGCGUUUCAAUUAAAAAGAGGAAAUCCAAACGACCGCAAGACUUUCUAAGAAGAGCAUCGGCACCGGCCGACAGGUCGCCGGAGAAGAGGAAAUCGGCGGACGCCACCACCACCGCCGCAGUCGCAGCUACCACCGGUGACUCAGACUCGGACACGGCCUGCGGUUUCGGGACCAACUGGCAGCCUUCUUAACAACGCCGUCUCUGUACCCGAAAUUUUUUUCAACAGUCGUAUACGAUUUUAUUUAUUUAUUUUUUUUUUCGUAAAAUGUUGUAAUCCAAAUGUACCUAAAACCGAGUAUUAUUGAUCUUCAGUCAUCGUUGCGUAAUCCAACAAAAGAGCUCAUUUGUUCUUUUUCCCGGCAUCUCACCAUUUUUUUUCUACUCAUAUCUAUUAUGUUAGCUUUGUUUUUUUUUUCUUAUUGUAUUUAAUCUAAACACACAUUAUUAGAGGUAAUGUGAUGUAAUAGCCUAACAAUGUGAUGUAACAAACGUGCGCAGUCCACCAUACAUUGAUUAUAAGUUAUUAAUAUGUUUACAAUAAUUUAAUUUACAGUUUAUUUUAAAUGUGACCCAAUGAGUGAUUAAUUCGAGUAAUGACAACAUGCUAGUGAUAUUUAUUGUAUACUUUUUAUUAAUUGUUCAAGUAUUAAGAGCUAUAAAAAUAUAUAAUUAGGCUAUUGUUAUUAAAUGUUAGUACUGGAUUAAUUGAUGAGUAGUCUUAAGAUAAAAAAUGGUAAUAAAUUGGAUUAAUUAUGAACAAUCA